AUGCGCCGGCUGCAGUCGCGACUGCCCGGCCUUAUCAUCUUUAGCUUUGCCAUCUACAAAACCACUGAAACCCUACUUCAGACUUCUGUGCGUCUGCAGAUUUAUCAUCUUGUCUGUAGAUGGCUCACGAACAGCUCGAUGCGCGACUUCCUCUGCAGCCCAAUGACGAACCUCCAGGACUGGACGAACUCCUCAGACACUCCGAGCGCCGUAUUUGCUUUGACCGAACUGGACAAUAGAAUCCAGCGCUCUUCUGUACCCUAUAUUGUGACUUACAGAGUACUGCUAAACCUGCCAGCUAUGGUUACCUGUCUGGUGCUCGGAACCCUGUCCGACACCUACGGUCGCAAGGGAACAUUUCUGGCUCCCAUUGUGGGUGGAGCCCUCGCCUGUAGUCUCUUCGGUGUCAGUCUGAUACGUGAUAUACGGCCGGUUCCGGAUAGCGUUUCCUGUCUCCUUAUUGGAGCCCUGGUCUACGGCAUCUCGGGGAAAAGUAACAGCUUCGGCAUGGGUGCAAACAGCUACAUUACGGAUUGUAGCAGUGAUGAAAAGAGAACCGUCUACAUCAGUCAUCUAAUGGGGGCAAAUUUCAUCGGUCUAUGUAUCGGUUCCGCCCUUCUCUCUUUCUUCCUCUUUUUCGCGGAUUUUGGAUGGAUCCUUCUUUUUGUUUGUCUGACUAAUCUGGCGAUAAUUGCUCUGAUUUUGGUCUUCGUGCAGGAGACCGUAGUUAUUCAGUCAGACGUAGGUGACUACGGGUCAACUGUCCGCAUAGAAACUAAUUGCGAUGCCGGGAAGAAGGCAGAAAAUGACAAGCCACCUGACAUUCUGCAGAUGAUUUCCUCCGCCUUCACCACUUCCUACAAAUUUCUGGUAGCAAGGCGACCCAAUGAUGUACAUAUCUACUUGCGCUGCCUGUUCGGCGCCGUCCUCUUCAAUCAGAUCACCAAGGCAGGGGAACAGGAUGCGAUCAUGCUCUACGUGACGCGCAACCAGGUUGGGUGGUCUGAUAUGCUAUACGGUGCCUACAUCGCCGCCUACUACGCUGCCAUGGCCUUUCAUCUGAUGGUUAUACUUCCUCUGAUAAGCUCUUGCUUUCAUCCAAGCGAUACGAGCCUCAUCCUCUACGGACUGUUUAUGAAAAUUGGACGUCUAAUAGCCACGGCUGUCACUUCUAACACUUACGUGCUCUUCAUCUCGGCUGUUCUCGGUUCUUCGGCCGGAUACAUAACAACAGGGAUCCGAGCAUUGAUAAGUAAACUUGUCAAAGAAGAGGAGGUUGGCACUGGCUUUGCUUUUAUGUCGGUUUUGGAAACGUUUUCAAACCUCUUCGGUUCCCUCUUAUUCACAUCAGUGUACGCCGGGACGCUGUCACUGUACCCGGGCCUGGUUUUCCUCAUGGAUGCUUUCCUGCAUGCUUGCCUCCUUCUCGUCAUGAUCUGGCUCAGUGUGAGACUGAGGGCUUAUUUUGCUGUCACGAACAAUACCACGUGA
Messenger RNA from Spirometra erinaceieuropaei, 1491 nucleotides. The record is from the annotation of a GenBank genome assembly. Lineage: Eukaryota; Metazoa; Platyhelminthes; Cestoda; Diphyllobothriidea; Diphyllobothriidae.